Phytomonas sp. EM1 is the source of this 2130-nucleotide messenger RNA. The record is from the annotation of a GenBank genome assembly. Lineage: Eukaryota; Euglenozoa; Kinetoplastea; Trypanosomatida; Trypanosomatidae.
AUGUACAAGAAGGCGCUUAACGCGUUUUUCCUCAAGGUUCACCCCGACUUUUUUCACCACAACCGAGAGCAACAAAUCGUUAAUGAGAACGCGGUUGCGCAGCUUAACGAAUUGCUCAGCUGGGCGCGGGAGUUCAAGGCGGGCACCUUGCGCGCCCCACCCGCGACGUCCAUCGCAUUCUCCUUUUACAGCCGAUUAGAAGGGGUGGAUACGAUGGGCAUCGAUGCCGUUCCGCGUGAGGGGGAAGGGGGAAGUUCGCAAGGCAGUAGCGCCAGCGGUGGGCGGGAUGGGAGGAGUUCGCUCACGGAUCGCCGCCAGUGGGAUUCCUCGAAAGUCGAGCAUCCCGGCGCGGCGGUGGUGAAUUCCACCUUUGAGCUUCCCGAGGGCUUCGUCGCGAGUGAGGCGAACCGUGGUUUGGUUGAGCGCUCCGUCAACAAAUUCCUUCGCGACCUCCUCCGUCGCGCAGGGUGUAUUGAUUCCAUCACGGAAUCGAUUUCAUCCGCGGAGGAUGCGACCGCCGCGCGGAUGGAGGCGAAGCCCCUCCGCCGGCGGCCGUUACCGGGCACCCGUGGUGGGCGCCACGACGCGAAGAAGCCAAGCUCGCUGCUUGAUGAGACCGCGGAGAUGAUGUCGAUGCGGUGGUCGUUAACACCCAUCCCCACGAUCGAGGAGCUGAUGGAUGGCGAUCAGGUUCUCUUUUCGAAAGCGCUCUCGCCGUUGCAGUGCUCCGCCGCGCUGCACACCCUCCGCACUCACCUUGGCGAGAUGCAGUACGACGUGUGGGAGUCGAUGCCGUUGAUCGUUUCCGAUCGGUUUGACAUCGGCAGUGACGUCACCGGAUGCCUGACGAUUCCGUGGGAUUUUACGCCGACCCAAUUCGUGAGUUUCCUCACCCACAACGCGAUACGGGUGGGGAAAUGCCGCGAGCAGGCCCUCGCCUUCGCGACGGAGACGGAGAGCCUGAUCGCGUCGCUGUGCAACACGCUGGAGUUGGAUGACGUGUUGAUCUCCUGCUCCCAUAAGACCGCACGGCACGCCCUCCGGCUGCUCGAACGCAACAAGGAGCUGCUUCACCAAUACGGGGUGGUGGGGUUGACGUUGGAGCUGCAGGCGGAUCGCUUCGCGACGCGGGCGAACGGCGUCCUCAUCGUCAGUGCCGCCAUGCGGGAGGUGGGGGAGCUCCGGGCGUGGCUGGAGAGCGUCCACGCGAAGCUGCCGCUGCAGCGGAAGCUCUAUGAGGUCUCCAAGCGGCUUCUCGAGACGACGAUGUGGCAUCUGAAGGAGUUUCGUAAUAUGGCCGAACCCGGCGGGGUGGAUGCCUUUCAGAGCAACGACUGCACCUACGCGCAGCGGCUGGAGUGGGCGAAGGAGCUCUUCUCCAUCGGCGCCACCCUCGCGCAGUGGGAUUGGGGCGAUUUCACCUUUGUGCUGAGCCCGGAGCUGGAUAUUAACUGGGAGAGCCGCACCAUCGCGUUGCCGUACAACUUUGACGGGGGUGCCUUUGUCAAGUACGUCGAGGAGAUCCAGCGCGACGCGAAGCAGAGGAAGCGGGCGGAGUUGUUAAAAGAAAGCGCCGCCCAGCGCGCCGCCACGGAGGCGGCCCGGGAGUGUGCGCACGCCGAAGAGCUUCAGCUUGGCGAGCUCGCGGGUGGCGUUUCCCACCCCGACCAGGCAGUGGAUUUGGGCAGCAGUUCUACGCGGACGUCUGAGAAUGCCUCGAAGGAUCUGUAUCGCCGAGCGAACCCGCACCUUGAAGAGUACUUGGCAUCCAGCGAUGACCGUGUCGAUACGCUGAGCGUCGAGCGACCUCUUUCGCACGCCACCGUGUUCAACUCUGACGCCGAAGCGGACUCCCAGCUCCGAUGGGAGGGCUUCUACGAAAGCCCAUACGUGGAUCAGGUUCCCACCGGCGACUUGGACGACAUCGCGCACACGUAUAUGGCGACGAACCGCUGGCAUCGCGAAGCGGCCGCGAAGAAAUUGAUCGAAGAGCUACGAAGCACGUACGGAAGCAAGAGUAGGCGCUUUGAAUAUCAGAAGAUGGGGGAUGUUAUGGGAAUCAACAAUGUGAAGGUACAGCCUAAGGGGUUUCCAACCCUCACACGCGGCUUAAGGCCUCCUGGGGUGUAA